Messenger RNA from Lottia gigantea (owl limpet), 2787 nucleotides. RefSeq lists its product as hypothetical. Gene Ontology annotation, cellular component: nucleus; Sin3-type complex. The transcript has 16 exons. Gene Ontology annotation, molecular function: protein binding; transcription corepressor activity. The record is from RefSeq and is a predicted model, not a curated record. Bases 1 to 2787 code for a protein of 928 amino acids. Lineage: Eukaryota; Metazoa; Mollusca; Gastropoda; Lottiidae. Gene Ontology annotation, biological process: negative regulation of transcription by RNA polymerase II.
AUGACUACUAUAGAGUAUGAUCUUGAUCACUCAGGAGGGCUCAUGGAGCAAAUCCAAAGUCUCGUUGCUCCACCUGUCAGUGAUGAAAGGAGGAGGAGAAGAGAUAGAGUAAGGGAACAUAGAAGACAUGGUCGAGCUAUUAACCACGAUUCUUGUGAUAGUUGUAAAGAAGGUGGUGAUUUACUUUGUUGUGAUCGAUGUCCAGCUUCUUUUCAUCUUCAAUGCCAUGAUCCACCAUUAGAAGAAGACGAGUUACCACCAGGAGAAUGGUUAUGUCAUAGAUGUCAACUAUCUCCAGAGAGCAAAGAUGAUGAAACUGCUUCUAAUUGUUCUAAUGCAUCCUCAAGAUCUUCAAAAUCAUCCACCAAAAACCGUUUAAAAAGGCAAUAUUCUGAAGAGGAUACUUCACCUAUAUUUACAGAAAAUGAGCAUCCAUUAUUAUCACUAGCUAAAGCUGCCAGAUUAAUGAACCCUGUACAGUUUGAACUACCUAAAGAUAUAGCAUGUACCAUACCCUUACCAGGCUCUAGUAAAAGAAGGGUAUCAACCCGAGGACCCCAGAAGAAAGUUCCUCAUGAACUAGAUAAUGGUAUAGUUCCAUUACCUGCCAAGUUAUGUUUUACAUGUAGCAAGAGUUGUAGAGUGGCACCAUUACUUCAGUGUGAUUUCUGUCCAUUGUUAUUUCAUAUGGAUUGUUUAACUCCACCAAUGACAUCAUUUCCUACAGGAAGAUGGAUGUGUCCUAAUCAUGUUGAAAACGUUACUGAUGAAAAGUUAUUGAAGUCAGUAAGUCUAGUAGAAAGAGUUAAAUUGUGGGAUAAAUACUCAGGCCGAAUAGAUCAACAUGCUGUCAAACUCAAAUUUUUACAGAAAAUUCACCAGAAAAAUCCACCUUUUAGAAGGAAGUACACACAUCCUCAAAGAAAAACAAUAGCUGUACCUCAAGCAAUCAUAGAUCAUUAUGAAAGUCCACCGUACUUAUUACCAGCACCUAGGGGUAUAGUGGAUCCAUUUCCCCCAGAUCUCCCCUCCCAGUCUACCACUACCCUUUUAACUAAUAGUAAUAAUAAUAACACUGAUGAAGAUAUACAUGAAGCUACAUUAGAAGAACAAGAAGAGUGGUUAGCUGGUGUGGUAGCAUUACAAACAAGUAUUGCGAAAUUAUUAGCUCAAAAACAAUUACAUAAAUCAUCUGGUGAUCUCAGCAAACCCGAGACACUUCUUACAUCAAAACCUACAGCUUCAGUAGCACCUGUUGUUCAAAAAGACAGUGAAUUCUCAGAUAAUGUGCCAAAUAAAAAAUCGACAGAUAUAUCAGACUGUGAAAAGAUCUUAUUAAAUGGUGCACCUGCUUGUGACAAUCUGUUAAAUGGACCGUACGGUGCUGUGUCUUUAUUAAACAAUUCAAGUUCAGUGAAUGGUGACAUUGACACCACUUCUAGUCCACGAAUCAAAACUGAUCCGGUUAUUAUUCGGACUCGUAGUAAUAGUACGGAUAGUAUAAAAGGAACACUGCCUAACGAGCGAGGAUCGUCAAGUAGUGCUUUAUCAAUACCAACUUCUUCUGGCAAAAACAUCUUAAUCAGUGCUAUCAAUAAAAACAAUAACACAGUUGUCACCAAAGUUGUGCAAAGUUCAAGUCAGGGUAAAGUUGUGUUGCCCUCAAACUUUACAAAUAAAAAUGUUAGUGGUAAUAAUGCUACAUCAAUAUUAUCACCGAGAAGUGGACAAUCUGUUAUUAAAAUACCUUCUACUGGUAAUAAUACUAGGUUAUCAUCUAUAUCAAAUACCGGAACUUCUUCACCUAAAGUUAUUACAGUUAGUGCUUCAUCAUUAGGUAAUAAAGGUGGUAUAACAGGCCGCAGUAAUACAAUGAAAACAAGUAAUAAAGGUGGUAUAACAGGCAGCAGUAAUACAAUGAAAACAAGUAAUAUUAAUAAUAAUAUCACAUCACAACCAGCCAUUAUUAAUUUAAAUAAUAAUUUACAGCAAUGUAUAGACAGUAAUACAGAGUUUGAGUUGAGUAAAAUAGAUGAAAAGCUUGUACAGAUAUUAGCUUGGCAAAGAUUACAACAUUUACUAUCACCUAAACGACUAUCAUCACCAUCUCCUACUAGUUCUAGUAAUUGUAAAGGUGUCUUAAAUACCAUCUUAACAUCAUCAGGUAAUGAAGUAAGAGCUAGAGCUGUUUUAUGUCCUUUAACUGGUAAAGGUCAAGCUGUACCAAUGUCCUUUAGGUCACUCAGUAUAGGAACAGGAGCAGAUAUGGAUGUGUGUUUAGGCCAGUUUGGUUUCUGUAAUUUUAUAUCAUCAAAACAUGCUUGUAUCUUCUAUGAUGAGAUGACGAGGCAUUAUGAAUUACUGAACUACAGUGAACAUGGUACUACAGUUGAUAACGUUCUGUAUUCUUGUGAUUUCUCUGAUAAACCAUCAACCACACCCCAACCAUCCUCUAUGGUGGCUGCUGUACGAGAGGUUAUAGGUCGAGGUCGGAAGAAAAAACAGAAACCCGUUGAAAUUAAACCACCAGUAGAAGAAAAAGAUAAAAUGUCAGCUAAAGCUACAUGUGAGUUUCAUCGUCCAUGUGGUUGUAAAGUGAGUAGUUCCAGUUUAAUAGGUGGUAGUGGUGCAGGCUGGGAAGGUACAGCACUACUUCAUCAUGGCAGCUAUAUAAAAGUGGGGUGUCUUCAGUUUGUCUUUAGUAUUGUUGACCAAGCCACUGAGAGUGUCACUGAGAAAAAAGAACCCAUGUCAUUACUUAAAACUCAUUUAAAAGCAGCACAGUGA